CUCAGAUAUGUGUGAGCAGUUAGAGGAACACAGACUUGUUUCGCUGCUGCAAUGCGCGUAAAAGGCGCGUUUUCUUUUUUACGCACAGCGAAAAGUGCUAAAGAGUAAUAGAUAAUGAUAGAUUGUUAUCGUUAAGUCCACGUGAAUGACUUAAACUGUAUUCCUAUGUUUAUGAUUUCCAAGACAGCGGAGUCUUUAGGUGAACAUUCCAACAGAUUGUGCGGCGGUCGGGCUUUGCUGAAGCUUUCCUUUGUUCAGUUUGCGUUUGGCACUAGGAUCUUUAACUUUGUUACAAAAUGAUUUAGGAUUAUAUCCAGUAGUUUUAGAGUGAUUUCCGAUCUUAAACAGCAAAAUGGAUCCUUUAUAUAAUAUCACCAAUGCGUCAAAUUGGACCACCGGCUCCAACGACACUAAUAACGGGACCGAGUACUGGAACCAGUUUGUGCAGCCAGUCUGGAGAAUUGUGCUCUGGGCCAUUGCGUACAGCUGUAUAGUUAUCGUGUCCGUGGUAGGCAAUCUGACAGUGAUCUGGAUUAUUAUGGCGCACAAACGCAUGAGGACCGUCACCAAUUAUUUUCUGCUGAACCUGGCGUUCGCCGAAGCCUCCAUGUCCGCCUUCAACACGGUGAUCAACUUCACCUACGCCGUGCACAACGAGUGGUACUUCGGACUGGUCUACUGCCGCUUCCACAACUUCUUUCCGAUCGCGGCUGUGUUUGCCAGCAUCUACUCAAUGACUGCCAUCGCUCUGGACAGGUACAUGGCCAUCAUCCACCCUCUGCAACAGCGCAUGUCGUCCACAGAGACCAAGGUGGUGGUGGGAGUGAUCUGGGUGCUGGCUCUCCUCCUGGCCUUCCCUCAGUACUACUUCUCCAACACGGACCAGCUUCCCGGCCGGGUAGUGUGCUACAUCGACUGGCCCGAAUACGCUGUGUGUGACUUCAAAAAGAUGUACUAUGUGUGUGUGGCCAUCCUGAUCUACUUCCUUCCUCUACUGGUGAUGGGCUGUGCUUAUCUGGUAGUGGGACUGACCCUCUGGGCCAGUGAAAUCCCUGGAGACUCUUCUGACCGCUACAAGGAGCAGCUGACUGCCAAACGCAAGGUGGUGAAGAUGAUGAUUGUGGUUGUGUGUACGUUUGCCAUCUGCUGGCUGCCCUACCACGUCUACUUCCUGCUGCACCAGUUCUUUCCUGACAUGUUUGAAGAAAGAUUCAUCCAGCAGGUUUACCUGGCCAUCAUGUGGCUGGCUAUGAGCUCCACCAUGUACAACCCCAUCAUCUACUGCUGCCUCAAUGACAGGUUUCGUGCUGGCUUUAAACAAGCCUUCCGCUUCUGCCCCUGCGUCCCUCAAGGCUCUUACGAAGGUCUGGAACUCAAGUCCACUCGCUACCUUCAAACCCAGACAAGCGUUUACAAGGCCAGUCGGAUGGAGACCACCGUGUCAACUAUUCUUCAGGUUGGAGAUGACAUAGAGCAGCCCAAGGUCAAGGCGGUAGCAGGUCAAAGACCUGGUGGGGCCACGGUUGGGGCCAGACCACAUAGCUCCUCCUUGGACCUCACCUCGAAUGGGUCAUCAUCCCGGAGUGUCUCCAAAACAGUAUCAGAGACAUCCAGUUUCUACUCCAGUAACAACCUGCAGGAAUAGACCUCAAACACAGGUGGCAUUUUGCUGGACAGCAGGAAGAGAGAGUGAGUUGACUGUUCACAUAGCUGCUUUUGCCCAUGUGUGUUCAUGCAAAAGUACAGCAUGAAUGUGUGAGUUUGUCUGCCAGUGACUGUGUGCUGUCAUCAUCCAUAACAACAUUGUAUAAAAUCCUCAUGCUGCUCACAGUUAAUGAUCAACUUUCAUUUGAAAGGUUUGCUCAGUGCCAAAAAGUGAUGACGAGUUCUUUGAUGACAUGAGCACAUUCCAGUUCAAAAGUUAAACUGAAGCAGAAGAUAGCGCCUCUAAUCUUCACAGCCUCUGCCUGUCACACCAGUCUUCUCUCAGUGCAGAGUGAAGGUUCACACAUCAUCAAUCACACAAGCUGUGUGACUUCACAUAGUCUAUUUUCGAUUGGAGCUAUAACAUGAGACAAGCAUGCUGUGAACACAGUGGCAUCUUGUUUUAACAGAAGUGUUGUCUGCAAAGAGACAGAGCUUGAAAACCCUUUACACCUCUAAUGGAGAAAACCUAGUUUUCAUAGGAACUCUCUCCCCAGAAGAUAAAAGUUAAAAACACAGGUAGAUGUGUGGUUUCAGUUGAAAGGCUCUCCCAGAAGAGGUGUUGAAAAGACGGAAACAACAAAGCAUAAACUCUGAACUUUGCAUGAGCGAGUCCCGAGCUGAUCAGGAUGCCAACUCGAUCUCCCUGAGCAGGACUUUCUUAGCAAUCGAAUGUGCAAAAUGAGUGCCUGUCUGGCUGAAGGAGUGCUCAAAGGAUCCCCUGCAGGCGUUGCUGAAAAAUUGGGAGCAAUCACCUGAAAUACCGGCAGCGUUUGGCUCAGCUUUCAUCUGGCUAAACAUUGACUUCAACAGCUGGAAAUAUCAUCUCUAAAACAUAGACGUGUCUCAAAAGCUGAAGAGGCAACAGCGAACCUCAAGAGAAAACUGCCCAAUACGAGAUCUCAAUCUCAGAUGUAAUUCUCCAUGACACACACUAAACCCAAGCAACUCUGGUGUGUAGCUUGGAGAUCGAUCCGCAAUGGAGAGAAGAUGAAAUGGUCCAGUUUCCUACAGAAUCAAUACAGUUUAACAAUAAUAACUGUCCCCUCAGCUGCCUGUCUGUGUAACUCGCUCCACCUUUAUAAGACACAUAACACUGGUUCGUGAUCUGAAUGCAAGGCACCCCUUUCAAACUGUAAAAUGUUUCUCUCAUCAGCUGCUCUACCCUUCCACCUGGCAGUAACAUGCACUCCGUGUCUAAACGCGAUUUGGCUGGAUUACAUUUAUUUUUACAUUUACCACCAGUACACACACUUUCUUGCCGCCUCUUUGAUAUUUGUUUUUUCUUUUUCUUAGUAUUUUCAUGUUUAUCGAUGUGGCUAAAGUCAUCUCAGACAUCCAAAUAUCUACAUUUUAUAUGCUGUCACUCCACCAAAAUGUAAUCCAGGCACACAAGCUGCAUGUUAAUAUCAGGUUUAAGGGGCUUUGUAGUCUUUGCAGCCUGGAACGUCCACAGGCAGCCUGUUAGCUAAUGGCUCUCUAAUGUGCAGUGAUAUGCCUUGCUGCGUAGCAUAAUGUCUGUAAAAGGGCGAGGGGAGCUGAGAUGCAGCUCACUCUGCUGGGGUCCAGGAAAAGGUUGGUUAGGUAACAUCAGCUAUGGAAGCCCACUGGGACAAACUGUCUCCUAUAGUGGUAAACACAUACACAUACCAUAUGUAGACCCAUAAACAUAUAACCAAUGUAAAAAAUAAAAAUGACAAGCUUGUCUUGGGAUUUUAGAAUCAGAAUCAGCUUUAUUCGCCAAGUACGGGUGUACAUACAAGGAAUUCGACUACGGUACACUUGCUCUCAAUGUACCAGAAUUGACAUAAAUACCCCAAAAUUUAGUCAAGCGGUGGAAUAUACAGAAAUAUACAAUAUACAAAAACUAUAUAAAUA
This is a messenger RNA of Epinephelus lanceolatus (giant grouper), 3582 nucleotides long. RefSeq names its product tachykinin receptor 1a (gene tacr1a). Gene Ontology annotation, biological process: positive regulation of flagellated sperm motility; G protein-coupled receptor signaling pathway. Gene Ontology annotation, cellular component: sperm midpiece; plasma membrane. Gene Ontology annotation, molecular function: substance P receptor activity. The record is from RefSeq and is a predicted model, not a curated record. Lineage: Eukaryota; Metazoa; Chordata; Actinopteri; Perciformes; Serranidae.